GAGAAAAGCUAGCGCCCAGAGCGUCUUCCGGCGGGAGCUGCGCUGCUCCUUAUCAUGGGGACAAUUCAUCUUUUUAGAAAACCACAGAGAUCUGUUUUUGGCAAGUUAGUACAGGAAUUUAGACUUGUAGCAGCUGACCGAAGGUCCUGGAAGAUACUGCUCUUUGGUGCAAUAAACUUAACAUGUACGGGCUUUCUGCUUAUGUGGUGCAGUUCCACUAACAGUAUAGCUUUAACUGCCUAUACUUACUUGACCAUUUUUGAUCUUUUUAGUUUAAUGACAUGUCUAAUAAGUUACUGGAUAAUGAUGAGGAAGCCUACCCCUGUCUAUUCUUUUGGAUUUGAAAGAUUAGAAGUCCUGGCUGUAUUUGCUUCCACAGUCUUGGCACAGUUGGGAGCUCUCUUUAUAUUAAAAGAAAGUGCAGAACGCUUUUUGGAGCAGCCUGAGAUACACACCUCUCCACAUGUUGAAACUACAUGUCAGUAUUACAAAGAAAAAAAUAAUGGUGAACGUUAUGUUGUUCUUUUUAGGGGAAGAUUAUUAGUUGGUACUUUUGUGGCUCUUUCUUUCAACCUGUUCACGAUGCUUUCUGUUCGGAAUAAACCUUUUGCUUAUGUCUCUGAAGCUGCUAGUACGAGUUGGCUUCAAGAGCAUGUUGCAGAUCUUAGUCGAAGCUUGUGUGGAAUUAUUCCAGGACUUAGCAGUAUCUUCCUUCCCCGAAUGAAUCCAUUUGUUUUGAUUUAUCUUGCUGGGGCAUUUGCUCUUUGUAUUACAUAUAUGCUAAUUGAAAUUAAUAACUAUUUUGCUGUAGACACUGCCUCUGCUGUAGCCAUUGCACUGAUGACAUUUGGCACUAUGUAUCCCAUGAGUGUGUACAGUGGCAAAGUGUUACUCCAGACAACACCACCCCAUGUUAUUGGUCAGUUGGACAAACUUAUCAGAGAGGUAUCUACUUUGGAUGGAGUUUUAGAAGUACGAAAUGAGCAUUUUUGGACCCUAGGUUUUGGCUCAUUGGCUGGAUCAGUGCAUGUAAGAAUUCGACGAGAUGCAAAUGAACAAAUGGUUCUUGCUCAUGUGACCAACAGGCUAUACACUCUAGUGUCUACUCUGACUGUUCAAAUUUUCAAGGAUGAUUGGGUUAGGCCUGCCUUACUGUCUGGGCCUGUUGCAGCCAACAUCCUGAACUUCUCAGAUCAUCACAUAAUCUCAAUGCCUCCUUUAAAGGGUACUGAUGAUUUGAAUCCUGUCACAUCAACUCCAGCUAAACCUAGUAAUCCACCUCCAGAAUUUUCAUUUAACACCCCUGGAAAAAAUGUGAGCCCUGUUAUUCUUCUAAACACACAAAUAAGACCUUAUGGUUUGGGUCUUAAUCAUGGACACACAUCUUAUAGCAGCAUGCUCAAUCAAGGACUCGGAGUUCCAGGAAUUGGAGCAACCCAAGGAUUCAGAACUGGUUUGACAAAUAUACCAAGUAGAUAUGGAACUAACAAUAGAAUUGGACAGCUAAGACCAUGAUGUACUGUAAUUUAAUUAAUUUUUAUGAGGGAUAUUGACUCCUUGACUUCCAAUUUAUUUUCUGAUCCAACUUUGCAUUGACUGUUCAAUCAUUUACUCUAAAUGUUAGAGAAUAAUAGACUUAUUCACAUUACAUGAAACCAAUGAAACUAUAUUUUUGUAAAAUGUAUUUGGGGCAGUGAGAACCUUCUAAAUGUUAUAGUCUUUAAAUAGGCUUCCUUUAGGAAGCAUGUUUCUCAAAAUUGAAUUCUGCAGUCUUCCGUUUUGUGGGUGACUGCAGUGUGAUAAUGACAUCAUGAGAGAACCACUUGUGGAGUGGAUCUGUCACAUUAUUAAAAAUAUAGUAGUUUCUUCAGUGAGAUUUAUAAACAUGCUCCUUGAAUAAUGAUACACAUUUUGGGAAAAGAAAAAAAUGUCCACUCAAAAAAUAAAAGUGUUUUAUAGCUUUUCCAGACUUAAUUGCUACAUUUUUCUUUGAGGUCCUCCUGAAAAGAAAAAGCAAAAUCUUUUCAUGAGAAAUUUUAGAACAUCAUUUACAAUUUCGCAGAAGUCAAAUUUUAAAUUAUAAGUUUUUUAAUAGUUUCUCGCAUUAAAAAAUUUUUCAGUUCAUUUGUAAAUAAUCUGUCGUUUUGAAAGUAUUGUAUUUUGGUUAGAUGAAUACCAAAAUCCUUUGGUGAUAUGCAAUGGAGGAAUCCCAGUUUUCUUACAUUUAAUCAAACACUGACAUAAAGUUAUAUAAUUUAUCUUUUUUGUCAUCUUUUAAUUAUCUUUUUUGCCAUUGGUUGACUUAAAUUUUCAUUUUAUUAAAAUAUAUCAAAUGUAUUACCAAAAUGCAUGGAAUUCCAUUCAUAAUAUGGAAUUUGAUAUCUUUUCAAAAUUGUACAAUUUGAGUUUACAUUAAUUUGGUGAGAAAUUGGUAAAAUUGAAUGAUUUUACAAAACGGAAUGGAUCUUAGAGUAUAGAAUACAGUAUUGUUAGAUCUGCAAUAGGCAGUUUCUAAUUUGUUUUGCUUUGCCAAAAAAUAGUGAAUUGUUAGCUGUGACUAAAUGUGAGAAUCAUAUAGAACAUUUUACUUUUUGCUUAUUUUCCAUAUGCAAAUGUUAGGAAUUUUCCAACCUGGCCAGUAUUAUUUACAAAAAGUAUAAAAAGCAGCAGUCACAAAUUACCUAUUAGAUUUUUAAAAAAUUUUAUCAGGAGUCUUAUAAUUACAGCUUUAAAGAAGGAUUUUGAGAGUGGAUUCACCUUUUCUGGAUUUCAGUACUCCUGGACUUUUAUGACUUUUCCAACCAUCAGCCAGCUAUCUAGAGAAGAUUUUUGUUUUUGUAGAAUUUACAACACUUUCUUCAAUCAACACAUCCUUUUUAAAAUAUGAGCAACCCUUCCAAAUCUUCAUAAUGGAAUAGCAAACAUCCAAGAAGUCAUCUCUGUCAAGCAGAAUUGUAAUCAUCCUUUGAAAAGUGACCAAGUUACUUUUACAUGAUGAGGAGUGGGUCUUUGUUUUGACAUCUGUAAUCCUGUUCAGCCAUCUGGCUUGCUGAAGAAAUAGAGCCCACACAAUCUUGACUGCUCAGGAAAAUGAAACUUCAUAAAAUGUAAAGCAGUCUGUUCCUUGUCCUUUGUCCUAUGUUCUCCAACUAUUACUCUACCUAUUAUUGACCCACUAUUACAGACUAAUUAUUUUCUUCAUUGACCUCAUUGAAAUGUGUAUUCAAAUCAUGCGUGAAAUUAGAGGAACUGCUAUGCUCUGAGUGAUGACUAAGAUGUAUAUCUGUUGCCCUGUGCAUCUUCUCCAUCCCCAUCAGGUUUUUUUAAGUGUCUAGGUAUGGAACAUAGUUCUGCAUAAGGUUAAAUACCUACUUCCUUAACCUCCCAUUCAGAGGCAACACCUAUGCAGUUGUCCUACCAAAGGUGCUUUGAUACCCACCUACGCUAUUUGAGAAGGUUCCUUUGGGUUUUGAAGUAUUGACUGUUUGUGCUGAAAUUCAGUAGUGCCAAUUGCUGCAGGUGACAUUGGUCCAUGCGUUACUAUAUAGAAGUCUUAUUUGCCAAGCUCUGGCCAGCUUCUGUAUAUGAAAAAAGAAACUUGGGCAGCAUAGGCCUAUUGGCAGUAGCCUUAUGAGUAAAUGUUACUAUGGAGUCACUUUAAAAUAGAUGAAGGGUGUUUGAAUUAAAUACUUGGCCUAUGAUUUAUUGUUAAGAUCAAGCUCCAUGGAGUGUUGAGAAAUCACUGUAUUGUAAUGGAAUAUGCCCUGGACUGAACUUGGAUUCCAGUCAUGAUGUUGCCAUUAUGUAAGUAGGUUUGCAACCAUGGGCAAAUCAUCUGUAAAGUUAGUGUGCAGAAUGAAUUAGUUGAUCUGUAAAUUAUGAGCUUUAAAAUGGUAUGGCUAUAUCUACAGAAUAUAUGUCCACUUAUUAAACAGAAUAUUAUGCCCAGAAUUUCUUUCCAGCGACUACCUCAACAUACAGGCCAAGUUUGAGGUGCUCUGAGAAUAGAAACUGAGCCGCAGGCAAGCACCAUUUAUGUUUUUAUUUAUUUCAGAUUUUCCUUAACUUAAAUCUGUUUUAGGUUAAAUAGAUUUUUCUCAGACUUCUUUCUUUGUGGGGAAGGAUUAUUUUGGGGAGUAUUGGAGAAAAGAUGAGGACAGAGUACCCUUAGUUUCUAUAGGGUACAAAAGAAUGGGGUACAUUUUUUCUUUCUUAAUCUCUCAUGUCACAGUUGGAAACACAUACUUGUACCAGCAACUGGAGAGGACCUGAAUUUCAAGCCUCUGAUUUAGCUGCUCAUGAACUACCAAUUUUUUGCUUGACUAAAGAAUGCUAUUCUUGGGCAUCUGGUCUGCUGCUGCUUAUAUAUGAAAAUGUUUUUUACAUUCCAAAUAGUUUGAAUUACAGUUUGAAUAAAGAACAUACAUGAAGUUUUCUCUCUGAUUUUAAA
Molecule: messenger RNA, 4450 nt
Organism: Manis javanica (Malayan pangolin)
Lineage: Eukaryota; Metazoa; Chordata; Mammalia; Pholidota; Manidae
Gene: SLC30A6
Product: solute carrier family 30 member 6
Biological process (GO): transmembrane transport; zinc ion transport
Cellular component (GO): membrane; Golgi apparatus
Molecular function (GO): monoatomic cation transmembrane transporter activity
Source: RefSeq, a predicted model, not a curated record